Messenger RNA from Caretta caretta (loggerhead turtle), 2330 nucleotides. NCBI's taxonomy places the organism in Eukaryota, Metazoa, Chordata, Testudines, Cheloniidae. The record is from RefSeq and is a predicted model, not a curated record.
GGGGGCGCCGGGGAGAGGCCGAGGCAGGAAAUCGCUGCCUGGAGGAAGUGGUGGCAGGGGCGGGGGGCUCGGAGCCGAAACGCGGCUGGGACCGGAGAGACCCCCCCGCCCCCAGCCAGCUCUGGAGCAGCCCAGCAGGGCCCCCCCCAGCCGAGCCCGCCCUGGGGCAGCAGUCGCAGGGGGGUUUCUAGAUCAGCUGUGCGGCGCUUUCCUCCUGCCCCGAAGGUGAGAACAAAGAAGGGGAUCCCCGUCAGGCCGGGACUUGGAGCCCGGAGCCGCACAGCCCCUCGCGGGGAGACCCCAAAGCCCUGAGCCGGGAGAGACACCAGCCUGGCGCAGCGCGGGGCUGGUCGGCAGCAGAGAGGAAACCCCCCGCCCCCCAAUCCCCGCGUAGAGACGACCCCUGUCCUCAUGGAAGAAAAUCCCCAUAAAUGUUCUGUCUGCAGGAAAAGCUUUAAGCAGAGCUCGACCCUAAGGAGGCACCAGCGAACCCACACGGGGGAGCGACCCUACAAAUGCCUCCAGUGCGGGAAGAGCUUUGCCGACAGCUCCAACCUCCUUCGCCAUCAGAGGAGCCACACGGGGGAGCGACCCUACACGUGUGCCCAGUGUGGGAAGAGCUUCGGGCACAGCGCGACCCUGAUGAAGCAUUCCAGGACCCACACGGGCGAGAGGCCCUACAGGUGUGAUGAGUGUGGGAAGAGCUUCUCUGAGAGCUCCAAGCUCCUAGAGCACGAGAGGAUCCACACAGGCUUGAAACCCUACAAAUGCCCUAUCUGUGGGAAAGUAUUCUGCCACAGCUCCUCGCUGACCAAUCAUCAGCGGGUUCACACAGGUGAGAGACCCUAUAAAUGCCCCGAGUGCGAGAAGACUUUUGGCCGCCGCUCCAUGCUCAUUCGACACAUGAGGAUCCACACAGGGGAACGACCUUACAAAUGCCUCCAGUGCGCGAAGGCCUUUGCCGUUCUCUCAGUCCUGAUCCAGCAUGAGCGGAUCCACACGGGGGAGAAACCCCACAAAUGCGCCCACUGCGGGAAGUGUUUCAGCGAUCCCUCUGUCCUGACCCGGCAUGAGCGCAUCCACACAGGCGCGCGACCCUACAAGUGUGUCCAUUGCGGGAAGGGCUUUAGUCAGAGCUCCACCCAUGCCCAGCAUCUGAGAACCCACACCGGGGAGCGGCCCUAUAGAUGCGAUGAGUGUGGGAAGAGCUUCAGUGUGAGUUCCAGCCUUGUUGUCCACCGGAGGAUCCACACAGGAGAGAGACCCUAUAAAUGUCCCCACUGUGGGAAGAGCUUUAGUGGCUGGCCAAAUUUUAGCAGGCAUCUGAGGACCCACGCUCAGGAGUAAACCCGACAGGUGACCCAAUUCUGGGAGACGCUACUGUGAUCACUCUGGGCUCUUUAGACAGAGAACCCAUGCAGUGGAGAGACGCUAUAAAUGCCCCAACUGUAACCAGAGCUUCUGUCUCAGCUCGGAGCUUAGUAGGUACCAGAGAAUGCACGUGGGGGGCUACCUAUAAACGCCCCAACUGAUGGAAGAGCUUUAAUCCCAGGAUGUACCUUGUUAUUCAUCAGAAGAUCCACAGCAGAGACAGGCCUGAGAAAUAAAUGUGGAGGUAAGCGUCAUUCAGAGCUCAGAACAGGACUUCUGGUGCGGCGGAGGAGUGGGACGGAUAGAACAUCCUCUAAGAACGGCUCCAUUUGCAUUAGGAGAGACAGAUCUUCCAGAGAUUUAACGCUUGCUCCUGAUAUCCAGGCAUCCCAAUGUUUCACAGUGUGGUCGGCGUGUCGGGAAAAUGCCACGUCUGGUUUCCACCUUAGGGCUCUGAACUGCCGAUGGGCAUGCUCGGGUGUUCACUCCAUCCUAAUUUUGGCCUUGUGUUUAAAAGUUCAUACAGGUGAGCCAGAUUCAUUUUCCAAGUCAGUGUUCAGUUGAGACUUAGGGGCCUUGUCAUGGGCUGGCACCUGGCCUGCCGGCAUCACAGAGGCCACUGUCUCUGAAUCAUCCUCCUGGUUCCUGACAAUUAUAAGGUGCACCAGAAACUUAUGAAAAGGGCAGCCCUAGGUGCACAGGUAGAAUUGGUUAAUGGCAAUCCAUAUAAGUUAGUUCAUAUUUGACAUAUUGCUGGGCCUGCUAGAGUGGUUUUGCUUAUUCAUGAGGCCAUCUGGGAGCUUACCAUGAUCCUUUGGCAGACUCCCUCCUCUCUGAUGCCCACUGCCAUGAGAACAGAAAAGAGGUGCCAGAUUCCUUCUUAGGCACGUGAAUAUUUUUACUCACCCCCAACCUCAGGAUCUUUGGCCUUCAUUAUGCUUAACCAUCAAUUCCACUGA